AUGACUAUGAUAUAUUACAGGUACACAACAACAAGUGGUGAAAGAAAGAAGUUAAAAUGGAGUUAUCUUCACGGAAACGACAAUGAACAGCUAUUAGGUAUAACAAUCGGCAAGGCUUUACAGAAUACAGUAGAAAGAAUUCCUGACCAGGAAGCUUGUGUUUUCUAUGAGGCUGGAAUCAGAAAAACUAACGCCCAAUUCCUGGAAGAGGUUGAUCAGUUUGCUGCCGGUUUAUUAUCACUAGGGUUAAAACGAGGAGAUCGAGUUGGUAUUUGGGGACCCAACUCGUAUGAAUGGCUGAUUGUACAAUAUGCUACAGCUAGACUUGGUAUUAUAUUGGUCAAUAUUAACCCCCAGUAUAAACAACAUGAAUUAGAAUAUGCUCUUAAGAAGGUUGAAUGUAAAGCGUUAAUAUCAGCUACAGGAUAUCUAAAUAUAGAUUAUUAUGAUUUAUUGUUUGAGAUUUUACCAGAACUGGCUACAGACCAACCUAACAACAUUCACAGUCAUUUGUUACCAGAGUUCAGAACGCUGAUUAUGAUGGGAGACAAACAAUACAGUGGUGCCUUGAAGUUUCAAGAUAUAUUAGACAAUGGUAGUAGUAAAGAUAGACGGACUAUUUUAGAUCUUCAAGAUAAACUACAGUUUGAUGAUCCAAUCAAUAUUCAGUUUACAUCAGGUACAACCGGCUCGCCAAAAGGAGUGACACUGUCCCAUCAUAAUAUAGUAAAUAAUUGUUACACUGUAGGGGUGAGAUUAGACUAUCAUCGGCGGGAAACACGUGUCUGUGUGCCAGUACCACUGUAUCAUUGUUUUGGGAUGGUAAUUGGAAGUUUACAGCUAGCUCUACACGGUUCUUGUGUUGUUUUCCCAGCUAUAGGAUUCAAACCGGAACUUACGCUAAAAACAGUCCAGGACGAGAAGUGUACAUCUCUUUAUGGAGUUCCUACUAUGUUUAUUGAUAUGUUGAAUCAUCCCAACUUCUCUCAAUAUGAUCUCUCAUCACUCUACACUGGAGUCAUGGCUGGUUCACCCUGUCCUGUAGAGGUCAUGAAGGAGGUAUGUUAUGGUUUAACAGAAACCAGUCCAGUUACGUUCAGUAGUUUUAGAAACAGUCCAGUAGCUAAACGAGUAUCAACAGUAGGACUUCCUGGUAGCCAUGUAGAGGCUAAGGUAGUAGAUACUGACGGUAAUAUAGUACCGGUAGGACAGCCAGGAGAGUUAUGUUCUCGAGGUUAUACCACUAUGUUAGGCUACUGGAAUGAUCAUGAUAAAACCGACGAGGUUAUUUCAAAAUCAAACUGGUUCCAUACAGGAGAUAUAGCAGAGAUUGAUGAAGAUGGAUAUUGUAAAAUUGUAGGAAGAAUUAAAGAUAUGAUAAUUCGAGGAGGAGAGAAUGUUUACCCUACAGAAAUAGAACAGAUACUUUAUCAACAUCCCGCUGUUAAAGAUGUCCAGGUUGUUGGUAUACCUGAUAACAGACUAGGAGAAGAAAUCUGUGCCUGUAUAGAAUUAAAAUCUAACGUUAAAACUUCUCCAGAAGAUAUCAAACAAUACUGUAGUGACAAGCUAGCUAGAUAUAAAGUCCCACGCUAUGUUGAGUUUGUUAAAAGUUUUCCUCUAACUGUGACAGGAAAAGUGAUGAAAUAUCAACUACGAGAUGAUAUGAUUAAAAAAUUAAAACUGGAUAGUAUUCAUCAUCAUUCAUAGGAUAGUUUCUAUAUACCAGUUAUAUUCUAGUUAACACCAUGUUUACAUUAUCAUAAUAAACAACGUUAAUAGAAGAACUAAAUAUACAAUAUUAGCUAUGUGAACUCUCUGAAAGGGAUACUGAGUUGACAAACCUAAAUACCAAAUAAACAUUUUAAGCUAUGUGGACUCUCUGAAAUGAACGACGAUUGGAUAAACCCAGUUGAAGAGUGGCCCCAGGUGUUCGGAUGGCCUUGUUCUGCCUAGCUAGUAACACCCACCACAGUGUUUAUUAUACUAAAGUCUUUUGAGUUUGGUUCAAGAAUAUUAAACUAAUUCAAAA
Molecule: messenger RNA, 2032 nt
Organism: Lottia gigantea (owl limpet)
Lineage: Eukaryota; Metazoa; Mollusca; Gastropoda; Lottiidae
Exons: 14
Coding region: 1-1710 (569 amino acids)
Biological process (GO): fatty acid metabolic process
Molecular function (GO): medium-chain fatty acid-CoA ligase activity
Source: RefSeq, a predicted model, not a curated record